Penicillium robsamsonii is the source of this 231-nucleotide messenger RNA. RefSeq lists its product as uncharacterized. The transcript has 4 exons. Lineage: Eukaryota; Fungi; Ascomycota; Eurotiomycetes; Eurotiales; Aspergillaceae. Bases 1 to 231 code for a protein of 76 amino acids. The record is from RefSeq and is a predicted model, not a curated record.
AUGCGUUUCAUCUCCAUCGCCUUUAUGGCUAUUAUAGGCGUUACUUUGGCUGCGGACAAGCCCCCUGUUAUGAUUGGCGCCGGAUUCCCCUGCAAAGCCGAUGGCAGCGCAGGAUACUGUGCUAGCGGUUCCUGCUUGCAACUUGCUCACGAGAAUGAGGGACGGAAUACGGAAGUCCACUCGAGGCGGCCAUCCGAACACACAGAGAUUCUAACGUUUCUGCUGGAUUAA